AUGUUGGACAUGACACGGCCGUACAUGAAUCCGAAAGGUCUCAGCUGGUUUGUCACCGGUCUGUUCGUGGUCGGGGAUUUAGCCGGUGGUGGUCUGGUUGCGCUGCCGACGGCUAUGAUACAAUCAGAAUUCUACCCGGGCUUGGCUAUUUCUGUCGUAAUGAUGGCAGUCGUCACCUAUACGGCUUAUGCAUUGGGGCUCAGCUGGAAUAUUCUUCUGAACACGUGGCCUGAAUAUCGAGAACACUGUCGGAAGCCAUAUCCUGAAAUCGGAUAUCGUGCAAUGGGCAGAAUCGUCAAGAUACUCGUCUCAAUAUGCAUAGACAUAACUCAAUUUGGCAUUGCCGUAGUAUACCUGUUGCUGGCCUCAAAAAAUAUUCACGAUAUGAUUAAGACAUUUUCGAAUGCGGACUUCAGUUACUGCUUUGUUGUUUUGAUUCUUGCUGCAUGUCUUCUUCCAAUAACCUUUCUGAAGUCUCCACAGGAUUUCUGGUGGGCAGUUGUUAUCGCCAUGAUUACUACGUCAUGCGCCGUUGUACUGAUCAUAAUCGGCGCAUCGCUGGACUAUGGGCUAUGCUCGCAUUAUACAGGCAUGCCUUCGUAUCAACCGAAGAACUUCUUCUUGGCGUUGGGCACAUUACUGUUCGCCUAUGGAGGACAUUCAGCUUUUCCCACCAUUCAACACGACAUGAAGAACCCUGCCGAAUUCACAAAAUCUGUCAUUUUGGCUUUCACAGUCAUGGGAGUAAUGUAUGGCCCUGUGUGCAUUAUGGGCUUCCUCACAUACCACGAUUCAAUUAGGGACUCCAUUAUUCCAUCUAUUCAGACAGUAUGGAUCCAACAAGCCAUCAAUAUAUUGAUUACUGUUCAUUGCAUUCUCACGUUAACGAUUGUUUUCAAUCCGCUGAAUCAGGAAUUAGAAGAUCUCUUCCAUUGCCCACAUCAUUUUGGCUGGCAGCGAGCUUUAAUCCGAACGGGUACUAUGUUGGCUGUAGCUUUCAUUGCUGAGACCAUACCAAAUUUCGGUCCAUUACUUGAUCUUUUCGGGGUUUUGUUCCCCAAUUUCAGCCAGAUAAUAAAGUUAUGUAUACUACUGGUUGCAGUAUUCGGCCUCAUUGGUGGGGCAGCUGCCACGUUUUCCGCAAUUGUCGAGUUGACCACUACGAGCUUUUUAUUACCGUGUUACGUCAGCCCGUUUGUCAACAAGGUAAGAUCGAAGUUCUGGUAUGAUCCUCUAUAG
Haemonchus placei is the source of this 1239-nucleotide messenger RNA. NCBI's taxonomy places the organism in Eukaryota, Metazoa, Nematoda, Chromadorea, Rhabditida, Trichostrongylidae. The record is from the annotation of a GenBank genome assembly.